Cololabis saira (Pacific saury) is the source of this 2446-nucleotide messenger RNA. RefSeq names its product motor neuron and pancreas homeobox protein 1-like. NCBI's taxonomy places the organism in Eukaryota, Metazoa, Chordata, Actinopteri, Beloniformes, Belonidae. Bases 1 to 795 code for a protein of 264 amino acids. The record is from RefSeq and is a predicted model, not a curated record. Gene Ontology annotation, biological process: central nervous system development; spinal cord motor neuron cell fate specification; neuron projection morphogenesis. Gene Ontology annotation, molecular function: sequence-specific double-stranded DNA binding; DNA-binding transcription factor activity, RNA polymerase II-specific. The transcript has 3 exons. Gene Ontology annotation, cellular component: nucleus.
AUGUUUUCCAUCACAUCCAGGGAGAGCUGUCCUGGGGUUAAAUUCCGUGGCUUUGAGAGAGCUGCCGGCUGCGGGUCUCCAGGGAGCAGCAGCCCUCGGGUUGAACGCAGAAUGAACACAGAAUGGUUAAAAAUAGCAGGCCAGUACCCGGUUCCCACCGCUGCUCAGGCUGGGAACGGGAGGCGGAGUCCGGCCGCUGUGUGGGACUGCAGGGGAACAACAGCCUGGCCGCUCCAGUACAUGUGCAAUAACCCACUCUAUCACGGAGGACCCACUCACAAAUUACACCCCGGAGGUCAGACAGCUCUGCUUGGGAAGUGUCGGAGGCCCAGGACAGCUUUCACCAGUCAGCAGCUGCUGGAACUGGAAAACCAGUUUAAGCUCAACAAGUACCUUUCCAGGCCCAAACGCUUCGAGGUGGCAACCUCACUCAUGCUGACAGAGACCCAGGUUAAGAUCUGGUUCCAGAACAGACGUAUGAAGUGGAAGAGAAGCCGGAAAACCAAGGAACAAGUAACUGAAACCUCCCUGGCUGGCAAAGAGACAAUUAAUGUGGACAUACAGAGUACCAGGCCUCAUGGUGGCUCUUUAAGCUCCACCCUGAAGGUUGAAGACGAGAUGGAAAAGGAAAAUAAGUAUGAAAAAGAAGAUACAAAGUUGGUUGGGGACGGCUGCUUGGAUUCUGCUGGUCUCACAUCACAUGCAGGACAAGGAAGUGGGAACUAUGACAGUUCUUACUCAGAGGAAGAAAUGGAGGACGGAACUCUAGAAGGAAGAAAUCAUGUAUUUCCAUAGAUGUAUACUUCAGCAUGGUCUUAUUGUAUGUGGUUAUGUUUAUUAAGUGUGAAUGACUAUACAAAGCAAUCAGUUGCACAUAUACAAUGGCAUAAAGAGGAUCUUUCUUUUGUCACAACCCACAAUGAUAGCCUAAAAUCCCUAUCACCACAAAUUUGCAGAAAAAAUGGACAUAAAACAAGGAUAACAGCGUCUUUAUCAUCCUGAUUUGAUAACAACCUGAACUUAAUGAUUGAUAGCAAUCCAUGAUGUUGUAAUGCACACUGGCAAGACACAGAAAGACAAACAAUUUCAAUUCAAUUCAAUUCAAUUCAAUUCAAUUCAAUUCAAUUCAAUUCAAUUCAAUUCAAUUCAAUUCAAUUCAAUUCAAUUCAAUUCAUUUCAAUUCAAUUUUAUUUUAUUUAUAUAGUGUCAAUUACAACAGAAGUUGUCUCUAGGCGUUUUCCAGAGACCCAGAACAUGACCCCCGAGCAAUUAAAAAAACUAUAAUGAAACUCAAUGGCCAGUUGACCAAUAUUAAUUUCAUAGAAAUGAGGUUAAUUGGUUAGCCAUCAGAUCACUGAGAAUUGGUUCUCGGUUGGAGAAUGCUGAUUGGCCGGAGCCUAGCUGUGGAGUUUGGUUGUUCUCAUUGCACCUAAAUGCUCUCUCUCUCUCUCUCUCUCUCUCUCUCUCUCUCUCUCUCUCUCUCUCUCUCUCUCUCUCUCUCUCUCUCUCUCUCUCUCUCUGCUGUCAUGUGUUACGGCAUGUUCACCUUCUGUGAUAAAGUCCAGCCCUCUGUCGCCCUCUACAGGACAAAGCAGGUACACCUUCCUCCCCAGGUGGUAGAGAAAAGAAAACCCAAACAACUAAAAUACUUGCCUCUCAUGCAAAAAUAAAAAGUUUUCACUACUUACAUUCACAGCCACUCACACUGAAAACAUUAUUGUUGUGUGAUAAGAAAGGAGAGGAAAAACAAGUGGACAACGGCUUUAAAGUACUUAUUCUGGGGGGAUAGUAGCAUGUAGUUUUAUUUGCGUAGUGUUUAAUGUUUAACUUAUAUUAUAUUUAAACUACAUGUCAUUAUUUAAUUAAAACCACACAGUCAAAUUAAUGUAUGUAUUUAUUGUUUGAUAUUUUAAAAUUAUUAUUAUGAUGUUUUCGUUUAUUGUCAGUGUAAUUUGACAUUUACAGGAUUUAAUAUAUUUAUUUUUAAUGGUGACAUUUGUAGAGAAACGUGGUUUUAAAAAGAAUAACGCUUAAUUCAUGACUGUGUGUAGACAAAAAUAUAGCCUAAGGAAAUGAGAACCAAAGGGAUAAUUAUUUUUUUAUCUAGAAUUUUUCAUUGGAAAACUGUUAACGCACUUAAAUAUUUCCUCACCGGCUGCCGUAGCGUGUAUUUGUUGCCAUGGAAACCAGACGCGGACGGACAUUGUUUGAGUGCCAACUGUAGUUACACUCCAGUGAAAUAAAAUUCAUAAACCCAAGUUGUUUUUCAUGUCAUCAAAGGUAGGACCUGUUUUAACCGUAAGUGUAAUGAGUUUUAAUAUAACAGUAGCAUGUGUUGACAGGUGUUUGCGCGAUGACAGUUUAAACUGACCGUAAGUGAAAAAAAAACACGUGUUAGUCGGGUUUUGAUUUAGAACAGCUAACUUUUAGAGAGAAAUAGUAAUGU